AUGGCGGGCGUGUCGGUGUUUGACGGGGCUCCGAUGCUGGCGGUGAUGAGGCACAAGGCGCUGAACCACGCGUUCAACAGGGAUCCCAGCCCGCGGAAACUCUUCCUGGGGAACCGGGAAUACUGUAAGGAUGAUGGGCAGCCCACAGUUCUCCCAGUGGUGAAAAAGGUUCAACACCACAUUGUCAACGAUCCAACACUAAACCAUGAGUAUCUGCCUGCUCUGGGACUCUCAGAAUUCAACAGGGCAGCAACUGCUUUAUUAUUAGGCAAAGGCAGCAUUGCUAUUGUGGAAAAGAGGAGAAUCAUGCAUCUGCCUUCUUCGAAGAACAAUGAUAAACUUUGCUUGGCCUUGCCCCAGUUACUGGAGGACCUGGAGAAAGCACCAGAUUACUCCAUAGUGUUGUUAAACAUGGUAGCCCAUCGGCCAACAGCAACUGAUCCAACUCCAGCUGAAUGGAUGCAGAUCGCAGAGGUCAUGAAGAGAAAGAACCAAUUUCCCUUCUUCUACGCAACUGCUCAAGGUUUAGCUACGGGGGAUGUGCACAGGGAUGCCUGGCCUGUGCGACAUUUUGUCAAUGAGCGCUUUGAGCUAUUUUGUGCCCAGUCAUUUUCCAAGAAUUUCACCUUGUACAAUGAAAGAGUUGGAAGCCUAACAAUAGUUUCCAGGAACAAUUACACUCUCAUCAGUAUCCGAUCACAGAUGGAGGAACUGGCACGACGAACAUGGUCAAAUCCUCCAUGGUUUGGGGCCCGUAUCGUAGCAACUGUUCUGAAUAACCCUGCCUUCUUUGCUGAGUGGCAGGAAAAUCUGAAGAAAAUGGUUGAGCGCCUGAUGCUGACUAAGGAGAAACUGAAGGAAGAGUUGCGGACACUGGGAACACCAGGAUCUUGGGAACACAUCACCAAGCAGGUUGGCUUGUACAUUUUUCCUGGAUUCACAGGUUCUCAGAUUAACUACUUGAUGAAAAAGCUGCAUAUUUACCUCUCAGCCAAUGCACAGAUCAACAUCAGCAAUGUGAACAAUCGGAAUCUUGCCUACUUGGUGCGCUGCAUCCACGAGGCUGUGUCCAGUUCUGAUGACAGUCAAGUCAGCAUAUUGAACAAUUAGUG
This is a messenger RNA of Pristis pectinata (smalltooth sawfish), 1112 nucleotides long. Its product is annotated as aspartate aminotransferase, cytoplasmic-like. NCBI's taxonomy places the organism in Eukaryota, Metazoa, Chordata, Chondrichthyes, Rhinopristiformes, Pristidae. The transcript is spliced from 9 exons. The record is from RefSeq and is a predicted model, not a curated record. Gene Ontology annotation, cellular component: cytosol. The coding region runs from base 1 to 1110 and encodes 369 amino acids. Gene Ontology annotation, biological process: L-aspartate biosynthetic process. Gene Ontology annotation, molecular function: pyridoxal phosphate binding; L-aspartate:2-oxoglutarate transaminase activity.